UUCAUAAUUAUAUGAAAUUAUGUGAAAUUAUUCAGAAUUAUGUGCAUUAUAAUUUAAAAUAGGAAAUAACACAAAAAUUAGUGAUUGUUCUUUCGAGCAUAGUUAAUAACGAGUGAAUAAUAUACUGAUUAAAAAUGUCUGAAAUCAAGCCAUCAGGAAUAAGACCACCUUCAAAAAUUGAUCGACCUACAUGUUCAGUAACGCCAAAACCAUCAUUACCACCUAGAUCCAUAAAUCCAAUGGAGCCACUGUGGGAGACGCAUGGCCGCCGAUUAAGUGAGGCUGGAGUGCGCAGGGGAUCAGAUAAUAGCGUUGUUUUGACGGAAGACACGGACAGCUUUAUAAUCGGAGAACAUGUGUGGGUUGGUGGUACGAAACCAGGUCAAAUCGCUUAUAUUGGGGAGACGCAAUUUGCACCAGGAGAUUGGGCGGGUAUUGUUCUCGAUGAGCCCAUUGGUAAGAAUGAUGGAUCGGUGGCAGGUUGCCGUUACUUCCAAUGUGAGCCGAAACGCGGAAUUUUCUCCCGGCUGACGAGGUUAACAAGGCAGCCGAUGUCAGGCGGCCUUACCUCGCCAUCGGGCAUCGUCUCACCGAUCGAAAGCAUAAAGGGAGUCCUGAACAAGUCUAUGUCACCCUGUAGUAACACCUCGACGACGAGCCUGUCAUCAGUGUCGCAGAAAGAGCUGCAGAUCGGCGAACGAGUGAUCGUGUCGUCGAGCCAAGGCAGCAAGACCGGCUUCCUCAGGUACAUCGGCACGACGGAAUUCGCCCCGGGUGACUGGUGCGGCGUUGAGCUGGACGAACCUCUAGGCAAGAACGAUGGAUCCGUUAAUGACAAGAGGUACUUUGAAUGUCGUCCCAAGUAUGGUCUAUUCGCCCCCAUGCAGAAAGUGUCCCGCUCGCCCUCGAGCAGACGCUCGCAUUGCUUAGUACAUCGACCGACGGGCGCCGCCCUGAGCAAGUCCCUGCGCAAGGUCGGUUCGAGAGAGUCUCUUGCCUCGGUGGCAAGCAUCGCCAGCGUCGCCAGCAGAGCCACCAACGCCACCGCCAGGUUACAAAAGGCUGGUUUUACACGCACUACAACACCUGUACAAAAAACAACGCAGGAUAUAUUAAAAGAAAAACUGAAAGAGAUAGAUACUCUUCGAAAAGAAAGAGAUUUAGAACGUGAAAGAGUCACAAAAGCUGCUAAUCAAGCUGACGAGGCUGAAAAAAUUGUCAUGGUUUUAAAAAAAGAAUAUGAAAAGUAUCGUGAGGAAACUGAAAAACUUUCGCAGGAUACUCAAGAAAAUUUGAUAAAACUUUUUGAAGAGAAGAAUUUAUUACUAACGCAACUAGAAGAGGAACGUACAAAAUGUGAAGACUUGCUCUUUCGAUUUGAAGAAGAAUCUAUAAACAAGGCUGACAUACAGGUGGCUAAUUCAUUAUAUGAAAAUAAAAUAAAUGAUCUUGAGAAACAACUUUCGGAAGAACGAGAACGUGUUAUACAACUUGAAAGAGAUACGACUAGGUUAUUUGAAACUGAGGAAGAAUUAACUAAACUCCGAAUACAAACGCAAAAUGCUACAACGGAAGAAGCAGAUGAAUUUUCAAAUUUACAAAAAUGUAAUGAAAAGUUGGAAAAAACAGAAUUGGAACUCAAAAAUCUCCUGGAAGAUAAAACAAAAAUAAUGGAAAACCAUAUUCUUAAAAUGAACGAAAUACAUGAAAAACUUAAAGGAAAGGAAAAAGAAAAUCUUGUUCAAGAAGAAUUCAAUUCAAACUUAAACAAAAAAUUAGAAGAAACUACUAAACAACUUGAAAAAAAAAGUGCAUACAUUGAUGAAUUAAGUAAUCAAUUUAAGGUUCAAACAGAAAUCUUACAAAAAAAAAAUGAGCAACUUAAAGAAACAAUGCAAAAAGUUACAGAACAUAAUACAACAGAAAGAAUGAAACUAAUAGAAACGCACGAGAAAAUAUUAAAAGAAAAUGAUGAAAUUAGAAAAUCACAAGCUUCAGCAUUUAAACAGGAAUCAGAAAAACUAACUGCACAGAAAAAUAUUUUAGAAAAUUUCAAAAUGGAAAGUGAUCGACAAAUUCAAGAAUUGUCAGAAUCCUUCCAGUCUCAGUUAAGUUGUAAGGAUUCUCAGAUUAAGGAAAUUUCUACUAAACUAUGCAAAAAAAUGGAAGAAGCCGAUUCAUUAGCAUUCGAAUUAAAUAAAUUAAGAAUCAAAUAUAAGAAUGAAAUUGAAAUUAUUACACAAGAAAAAUCAAAAUUGGAGAAUCAUAUUACUUCAUUGACAGAAGAAAUCAAUAUUUUAACGGACAAAUUAAAUAAAUCAGAUGAAAAUAAUAAAGUGAAAGACUGUGAGUUAUCAAAACUUCAGAGUUCUAAAAUAGAGGAAAUAACACUUUUACAAAAAGAAUUUCAAGAGCAAAUAGAAAUCAGAAAUAAAUGCAUUCAAGAUAUUACUGAGACAGCUUCUCAAAAGUCUAUAAAAUUAAACCUUAACGAAACAGAAUUAUCUGAUUUAAAAUUAAUUAUAGAAAAUCAAAAUGAACAAAUAAAAAAUCUUUCUGAAAAAACUUCUGAAUUGCAAGAUACUUUAUCUUUUUCUGAGCAGACAAUAAGUAAUUUAGAAAGUGAAUUACUUAUAUAUGAAAAUAAUUUAAUGGCACUAACUGAAAAGUGUAAAAAAUUUGAAGACAAUAUCGUUUACUUAACUAAUCAGAAAGAAAAAUUGAGAGAGGAAAUAUCGCAUAUUAUCAGCACAUCAGAAGAUUCAUCCGAUAAACUUAUUCGAUAUAAUGAGCAAUUUAGACAAAAGGAAAAAGAACUUGAUGAAACUAAACAUAAAGAAUUUGAAUUAAGGCAAUCACUGAUAGCUGCAGAAUCUAAAACAAGUAUGUUAGAGCAAGAUCUAAAUAAAAUUACUUUAAUAGUCAGUGAACUUGAAAAAGAAAAUGAAAAAAUUAAGGUGCAUUUAAAAUUAGAAAUACAAGAAAAACAAAAUAUUACAGAAAAAUUUACAGUUAGUCAAACAAUUGAACAAGAUUUACUUAAUAAAAAUAAAGUUCUAGAAGAUAAUCUCAAAAAACAAAUUUUAGAAUUAUCGAACUUAACAAAUGUCAUUAAAACAGUAGAAGAAAGAAAUAGUUUCCUAGAGAGAGAACUUGCUGAUACUUUUGAAAAACAUAAAAUUAAGAAAUAUCAACUUGAAAAACAAAUAAGUGAAGGAGGAAAUGAUCAGAUUAUUUUAAAAGAAAAUAUUGAUACUUUAGAAAAAUUAAAUGCACAAUUACUUUGUGACCAACAAGCUAUGGAUAUAUCUAUGAAAGAGGUCAAAGAAAAUUUGAAUACCAAAAAUCAACAUGUUUUGCAACUAGAAUCCUUGGUUAAUACUAAAGAUUUACAGCUUAAUGAAAUUAUUAACAGCUUAGAAAUUUUAAAAAUAGAAAAAGAAAAAAUCAAGCAAAAUUUAUUAGAAAUUAAUGUUAAAUAUAACGAUGCACUUACAGAAUUAAAUAUAUUAAAGUCUUCUAAUACUAAUUUAGAGUCCCAAAUGGCAUUAGAAAUUGCCAAUUUGAAACAACAACUUGAGGACGAAAAAAAUACCUUAGAUACAGCAUUAAAAGAAUCUAAAAAUUAUUUAGAUGAACUAACAAAAGAAUUAACAAUAGUAUCAGAAAAUGGCAAGAAAUCGAAUCAAAGAUGUUGUGAAAUGGAAUCCAUAAUAAUAUCGAAAGAUAGAGAAAUACAAAUAUUGAAUGAAAACUUGAUUUCAGAGAAGAAAAAUAAUGAAAUCUCAAAUCAACAACUUCAAACCUUUCAAGAUAAUAUAGUGAUCAAAAGUAAUGAAAUUCUUUCAAACAUUAAUUUUAUAACAUCUCUUAAUGAGAAUAUAAAAAAUCUAGAAUCAGAUAUUCGUAUUUUAAAAACUGAUUUAGAAAAUAAAACAAAAAUUAUAGUGAAAUUAGAAAAUACAAUUUAUGAAAUAAAAAAAUCAAAAGCGAAUAAUGACAGUAGUAAUAUUGAAGAAAAACAAAAAGAAAUGGAUGAAUUAAUAAAAAAACAUAAACAUGAAUUAGAGCUUAAAGAUUCGAUAAUUUUAGAAAUUAGUAAUGCGUUGGAAAAUAAAGAAAAAAUAGUAAAUGAAUUUAGUAAGAAGAAUGUAGGUUCUGAAGAAUUGUGUAUAAAAUAUGAAAAUGACUUAGCCUUAAAGGAUAAAACUAUUGAUAAUUUAAAAAAUUCGGAAGAAACUGCAAAGAAAGCUGUAGAAGAUUAUAAAGAUAAACAGAAAAUUAUAGAUAGUUUGAUAAUAAAGCAUGAAAAUGAUCUCAAAUUAAAGGAUAAAUUUAUUUUGGAACUUCAACAAACAAAAAGAGAAAUGGAAGAAAGAAUACAAAAUUUCAUAGAACAAAUCAAUUAUGCUCAUAAAAAAUGUGCAAAUUUAGAAGAAUCUCAAACAUACCUGGAAAAAGAAAAUAAACAACUUUUAAUUAACUAUAAUGAGACAAUAGCUAAAUUAAAUAUUACCAAUGAAAAUUUUAAAAAUAGUACAAAUAAUGAUAUAUUGAAACAUAAUGUUAUUGAAAACACUGAAGAAAAUACAAAAUCUAUUUUACAUAGUUCAGAAUCAGAAUUUGAAAAAUUGAAGGAAGAAUAUGAUCUUGCUAAAGGCCAGAUUGAUUUUUUAAACUCUGUUAUUGUUGACAUGCAGCAUAAAAAUGAGGCAUUAUCAUGUAAAAUUCAAGUUUUAGAAAUGGGUAUUCCUACUCAAGAGGCUGAUGAUUAUAAUCUAAAUCUAAUUGAAAAAAAAGUACAACCGCUUAGAAUGUUCUGUGAUAUAUGCGAUCAAUUUGAUAUACAUGAAACAGAGGAUUGCCCGAAGCAAGCUCAAGAUCCUGAUCCUAUAAAACCAAAAUCUGAUAAAAAGAUACCAAUUCAAAGGCCAUAUUGUGAAAAUUGUGAAAUGUUUGGCCAUGAUACUAUGAUGUGUGAUAAAACAGAAACAUACUAAAAUUGUUAAGAAUAAUACCUUUUAAGAAUCUUGCCAUGUAUCCUAAAAAAUCUAUUCUUGUUGAAUUAUAAAGUAUAUUUUUGUAUAUAAGUAACUGUAUGAAAACAAGAUUUGUAAUUAAGCAUAUGCAUAUAUAUAGAUAGAUAGAUAGAUGAUAAAUAGGUAGGUAGAUAGAUAUGGAUACUGAUUUUGAUAUGUAUAUAUACAUAUAUAAAUGGCGAUAAAAAGAUGAGCAGCCAUA
Ceratosolen solmsi marchali is the source of this 5241-nucleotide messenger RNA. It is a transcript of the gene CLIP-190, whose product is annotated as Cytoplasmic linker protein 190. The transcript is spliced from 18 exons. Gene Ontology annotation, cellular component: microtubule plus-end; nucleus; cell cortex. Gene Ontology annotation, molecular function: microtubule plus-end binding. Gene Ontology annotation, biological process: cytoplasmic microtubule organization. Bases 135 to 5000 code for a protein of 1621 amino acids. The record is from RefSeq and is a predicted model, not a curated record. Lineage: Eukaryota; Metazoa; Arthropoda; Insecta; Hymenoptera; Agaonidae.